GACAUUAUAGCGUCACUGUGUCGCUUCCGUGCUUUGCCCUUGUGCAGAAACUUCGCGUGUUUUCUUGAGAAACGUGAUUAUAGUGUUUGUGUUGCGGUUGAAGCAGACGCGGUCCUGCUCCUCGACAUGUCUCUCGCUGCAGAGGCUUUCGUCUCUCAGAUCGCAGCCGCAGAACCAUGGCCGGAAAACGCCACACUCUAUCAGCCUUUGAGAGAGGAUCAAAUCCUUCUGUCUGAUUGUGCGUCAUCUUUGGCAGUUCAGGCGUAUCUCAGGAUGUUGGACCUGCCAGUGCGAGUACUUUGCCGUGCUAAUGCUGAGUACAUGUCACCCUCAGGGAAAGUGCCUUUCAUCCAUGUUGGUAAUCAGGUUGUUUCGGAGCUGGGGCCGAUCGUGCAGUUCACAAGAGCCAAGGGCCACUCUCUGAGCGACGGCCUGGAUGAUGUCCAGAGAGCAGAGAUGAAGGCUUACAUGGAGCUGGUCAACAACAUGCUGCUCACAGCGGAGUUGUAUAUUCAGUGGUGUGAUGAAAACACAGCUGCAGAGAUCACGAGGCCGCGCUACAGCAGUCCGUACUCGUGGCCUCUGAAUCUCAUUCUGGCCUAUCAGAAGCAGUGGGAGGUCCGGAGGAAGAUGAACGCGAUCGGCUGGGCAGGAAAGACUCUGGAGCAGGUGUAUGAGGAUGUCAGUCAGUGUUGCCAGGCUCUCUCACAGCGCCUCGGAACCCAGCCUUUCUUCUUCAACAAACAGCCGACCGAACUGGACGCGCUGGUGUUUGGUCACCUCUUCACGAUCCUGACCACACGCCUCACCACCGAUGAGCUCAGCGAGAAGAUCAAGUCCUACAGCAACCUGCUGUCCUUCUGCCGAAGAAUCGAACAGACUUAUUUUGAGUCGCAGGACAGAGACAGAGACAGCCAAUCAGGGGUCUUGGACUACUCAAAAGGUCCCUCCCUUAUGUGAGGCCCCACUGCCUUGCCUUCCUUUUUAACCACUGAUCUGAAGUCAUGUGAGAAAGUGAUGUAUGACUGAUCCUGAGGCAUCAUUAUGUUGUGAUGAAUGGAAUGACAGAUUAGUGGAAGGGAGGAGGAGGAGGAGGAGGAGGAGGUCAGAUCAGUCGGACACACCCGACGUUCCUCAGUGUUUAAAAGUACUCUAUCUAUCCGUUUGCCUGUGCGCUGCAUUAGCAUAUAGUAUAGAUUAAGAUUGAAAAUACUGCACCUAUUAAGGUACAGUGUUCUUUUUACAUACAAAUGCUAAACUCCUUCCCGGGUUUGUCUCUGAUCGUGUGUAUAUCUAAACCAUAUGUUUGUAAGCGCACUACUAUUCCUGUCUGAUUCAUUCUUUGAAGAGAUGUACAUACCUCAAAUUAAAGCUGACAUCCUGCA
Neoarius graeffei (lesser salmon catfish) is the source of this 1385-nucleotide messenger RNA. It is a transcript of the gene mtx2, whose product is annotated as metaxin 2. Bases 127 to 960 code for a protein of 277 amino acids. The transcript is spliced from 10 exons. Lineage: Eukaryota; Metazoa; Chordata; Actinopteri; Siluriformes; Ariidae. The record is from RefSeq and is a predicted model, not a curated record. Gene Ontology annotation, cellular component: SAM complex. Gene Ontology annotation, biological process: mitochondrion organization.